GGCUCAUUCAGUGACUCAGUGUGACGCCAUGCAGGAAGUACAUCCCCCCCCAGCUCUCAUUUCCGGCUUCCGUCGCUCAGCCCUUCCUUUCCGGCGCGGUGUGUGUGCGGCCUUAGCGCUCGGUGCUCGGUUCGGUCCAUCCACGAUGCAGAACGACGCCGGCGAGUUCGUGGAUCUCUACGUGCCUCGGAAAUGCUCUGCCAGCAACCGAAUAAUUGGUGCUAAGGACCAUGCUUCCAUUCAGAUUAACAUUUCUGAGGUUGACAAGGUAACGGGCAGAGUCAAUGGCCAGUUCAAAACAUACGCCAUCUGUGGAGCGAUCCGUAGGAUGGGGGAAUCAGAUGACUCCAUUCUGCGUCUGGCAAAAAAUGAUGGAAUUGUUUCCAAGAACUUCUAACAACUGAAAUUGGAAUGGAUACAUUGGAUGUAAAAUAAACAGUUCCAACCUGUA
This is a messenger RNA of Coturnix japonica (Japanese quail), 451 nucleotides long. It is a transcript of the gene RPS21, whose product is annotated as ribosomal protein S21. Gene Ontology annotation, cellular component: ribosome. Lineage: Eukaryota; Metazoa; Chordata; Aves; Galliformes; Phasianidae. Gene Ontology annotation, molecular function: structural constituent of ribosome. Gene Ontology annotation, biological process: translation. The record is from RefSeq and is a predicted model, not a curated record.